Molecule: messenger RNA, 5267 nt
Organism: Scylla paramamosain (green mud crab)
Lineage: Eukaryota; Metazoa; Arthropoda; Malacostraca; Decapoda; Portunidae
Product: multiple epidermal growth factor-like domains protein 6
Exons: 28
Coding region: 197-4015 (1272 amino acids)
Molecular function (GO): scavenger receptor activity; calcium ion binding
Source: RefSeq, a predicted model, not a curated record
GCACAGACACUUGCAAGGCGAGGAACGGCGGCUGCCACCACAUCUGCCACGACGACGACGACGGCAGUGUUACCUGUUCCUGCCGCCAGGGGUACAGGCUGGCCCGUGACCGCCGCACCUGCCUGGCGGACGACCCGUGUGAGGUGAACAACGGCGGGUGUCAGGACCAGUGCCAGGCUGACAGAGGUCGUGCCCAAUGCUCCUGCCGUCCAGGAUUCACCUUGGCAGACGACCAAGUGUCCUGCGUCUGACGGAGGAUGAGUGCCAGCAGCCUGGCAUCUGCAGCCAGCAGUGCCACAACACGUGGGGAUCCUACCAGUGCCUCUGUGACUCCGGCUACCAGCUUGGCACUGACCAGACCUCCUGCUACAUGAUCGAUAUGGAGGUGAUAAACUACUGCCUCGAGAACAACGGCGGGUGUCAACACAUGUGCGAGCACGGCCCCUAUGGUCCCAUCUGCUCCUGCCACCAAGGAUACCAACUCAAGGCCGACGACCAAUCCUGCGAGGACGAGGACGAGUGCGCUGCGGAGAGCCACGACUGCCAUCAGGAGUGCAUCAACACGGAAGGGAGCUACGCCUGCACCUGCACCUCCGGCUUCACACUCAACGAGGACUCCCACACAUGCACAGACGUGGACGAGUGCGCCAUGGAGAACGGAGGGUGUGAGCAGGACUGUGGCCAACACGCCGGGCUCCUACGGUGUGUUCCUGCGGCCCAGGGUUACGUCCUCGUCGAACAUACAGACUGUGAUAUGAUCCUGGAUGACAGCGACCAGAGUCCCUUUGUGCCGUUCGGCAUCCCGACGGAGGCGAGUAGGGCGGUGCCGACGGUGAUCCGGAUUCCCAAUAACCUGGUCUCUGCCGUGAAUGAGCAGGUCAACUUUGCCCCAAUCUUCACGCGGUGCGUUGCUGAAUUCUUUGGACCAAACUGCUCGCUGACGUGCGCUGACUGUCCCGGGGAGUGUGGAGAGGACGGCUGCGUGUGUCCCCCAGGCAAGACAGGACCCACGUGCGCCUCACCAUGCCCCGCCGGAACCUUUGGCCACAACUGCACAGAGGAAUGUCAGUGCAAGAAUGGCGGCACCUGUGAGCCUGUGUCUGGAAACUGCACGUGUCCUCCCGGGGUGACGGGCGACCAGUGUGAGGAUGGCUGUCCCGCAGGGUACUACGGGGAGCAGUGUGAGCGGCGGUGCCCCGUGACGUGUGCCAACAUGCGCUGCAAUAGACUCUUCGGGUUCUGUGAAUGUGAUCCGGGUCGCUUCGGCUCAUCCUGCAACCUGCCCUGUCCUGACUUCACGUGGGGCGCCAACUGCCGCCACCAAUGCCGGUGUGACACUAGGACCACGGCGCGCUGCCACCCUGAGAGCGGCGUGUGCGAGUGUCUGCCUGGCUAUGUGGGGCCGGACUGCUCGGAGGAGUGCGCGCCGGGGAAGUGGGGGACCGGCUGCCUGCACGAAUGUCAGUGUGCCAACGGGGACGCGUGCCACCCUGCGACGGGCGUGUGCAUCAAGGACUGUCCCCCGGGUUUCACGGGAACCGACUGUGACGAGCGCUGCGAGGCGGGUCACUACGGCCCGGGCUGCAUGAAGACCUGUAUGUGCGGUGGCAUGCGGCCCUGCGACCCCAUCACCGGGGAAUGCCUCUGUCCCUCAGGCACCCACGGCCCCAGCUGCCUCCAGGUGUGCGCCCCUGGACGGUGGGGGGAGAGCUGCCUGCAGGAGUGCCAGUGUGAGAACGGUGCCUCUUGUGAUCGCGUCAGCGGGAAGUGCCACUGCCUGCCGGGAUAUGUCGGCCCGGCGUGCGAGACCAAGUGUCCCUCAGGAAGGUUCGGUGUUGGCUGCCGCGACACCUGCAGCUGCCUCAAUGGCGCCACUUGCCACCACAUCACCGGCAGGUGUGAGUGCGUGCCAGGUUUCACGGGACCAGGCUGCAGUCAGCCCUGUCCGCUGGGACGCUUCGGACAGGACUGCGUCCACAUGUGUGACUGUAACAGCGGCCGCUGCGACCGAGUGACGGGCGAGUGCACGUGUCCCCCAGGCUGGCGAGGACCUCAGUGCCAGCUCCCAUGCGACGCGGGGCGGUACGGGGCCGGGUGCGCCAUGAACUGCAGCUGCGCCAAUGGUGCUAAGUGUGACCACAUCUCCGGCGCCUGCAUGUGCCAGCCAGGCUGGCUUGGUACUUUCUGUUCCCGGCCGUGUCCCGAGGGUUACUGGGGGCCAGAGUGCCGUCACCGGUGUGGCUGUGGAACUGGCGCCACUUGUGACCCUGCAACAGGUGCCUGCCUGUGCCCUCCCGGCAAGUAUGGCCUCCACUGCUCCAAAGUGUGUCCGAUCGACCGAUGGGGCACCGACUGCCAGAACAACUGUCUCUGCUACAACGGCGGUUCCUGCGACCGGGUGUCCGGCGCCUGCGUGUGUCCCCCGGGCUACACCGGCACCAUGUGUCAGGACAGGUGUCCUGACGAAACUUACGGCUUCGGGUGUCAGCACAGCUGCCUGUGUCAGCACGGGGGCACGUGCCAGCACGACACCGGGGCGUGCCUGUGUCCCCCAGGGUAUGCUGGAGCCUUCUGUGAAACAACCUCCGUGUCGGGCCCCACUAGUGAAGGGUCGGGCGCCUGUGUCACGGAUGACCACUGCCAACAUGGCGGCCGCUGCGACGCCACCUCGGGCACGUGUGAGUGUGCCCCGGGCUGGCGCGGCCACCUUUGUCACAAGCCAUGUCAUCAAGGUUUCUGGGGAGAAGAGUGCCAGGAGGCGUGCUCCUGUGAGCACGGGAGUCAGUGCCACCACAUCACCGGGGAGUGCAGGUGUCCCCCGGGAUUCAACGGCGACAAGUGCCAGUUUGUGUGUCCUGUUGGGUCCUACGGUAGCGGGUGCGAGUCCUCCUGUCAGUGUGAGCUUGGGCAGCCCUGUGACCACGUGACGGGCUCCUGCACCUGCCCUCCAGGCCGCCAGGGUCACCAGUGCCACGAGUUCUGCUCCGAUGGCCACUGGGGGGACGAGUGCCGUGAGAAGUGCCAGUGUGAAGGCUCCUCGCUGUGUGACCCUGUGUCCGGCGACUGUUUCUGCCCCGCGGGUCUCCGGGGUCGCAAGUGUCGUUGGAACUGCCUGAAGGGGAGGUACGGCGUGGACUGCAAACAGAAGUGUAAGUGUAGCAAUGACGGCACGUGCGACCCUGUGAGUGGACAAUGCCAGUGCAAGGACGGGUACUACGGCCCCACCUGCUCCCUGCCCUGCCCACCCGGCACCUUCGGCCCGGGCUGUAACGAGACUUGUGACUGCGAGCACGGCGGCGUGUGCACGGCGGAGGGGGAGUGUAAGUGCCCGGCUGGCUACACAGGAGCCCGCUGCCAGACUGCUUGCCCCGCCAACACCUGGGGCGUCGGUUGUGCCCACACCUGCAGCUGCAAGAACGAUGCCUAUUGUCACCCAGCGACUGGCGAGUGUCAGUGUGGCCUUGGAUGGACGGGUCCAGACUGUAGCCAGGCUUGUCCCGCUGGCCGGUAUGGACCCAACUGCCUUCUGGAUUGUGCCUGUCACCACAACGUGUCUUGUGAUCGCUUCUCGGGUUGCUGUCAGUGUGGCGCCGGCCAUUAUGGCCGCUUCUGUGAGCUAGACUGUCCGAAGGGUUUCUACGGGGCGUCCUGUGUGGGCGUGUGCGACUGUCAGAACGGCGCCACGUGUGAUCACAAGACAGGACAGUGCCGCUGCGCCCCGGGGUACACCGGGGAGAGAUGCAGCGAGACCUGUCCCCCAGGGAAGUUUGGACCGCAGUGCCAGAAGGAGUGUGAGUGUGGGCAGUACCCGUGCCAUCACCACACCGGGGAGUGCCUCUGUCCUGCUGGCCUCCACGGGAAGAACUGUGAUACACCGUGUGGCACUGGCAGGUACGGGCCCGGGUGCCGCGAGGCGUGCCAGUGUCUCCACGGGGGAAGCUGCCACCCUGUGAGCGGCCAUUGCUCAUGUGCCCCGGGAUGGUUGGGUCCCACCUGCAGCCAGAAAGACAGGUGACUGACGAGGGCUCUCUCUCCCACAGUCUCCUUCCUGGCCAGUCAGCACCGAGGCAGAGCGGACAUCCCGGUGGAAUUCAGCUGAUUCCUCGCUGCUCCCGCAGCCAGGAUACCAAUGUGAUAACGAGGCAGUGUAGGUGACAAGAUGAGGUGGAAAAAUGUGGGAAAAGACUUGAUAUAAUGAACAGAGAUUCCCAAGCGGAUCAGUGUAACAAAAGGUUUAUAAUAAAGGCAAAGGACGAAGAGACCUAAGCUGAAUGUAACGGAACGCAGUGUACAGUGAAUGUUCCAUCCGGCUUGCAUGUGAGUGUUCCAUCCGACUUGCCUGUGCAGCCUGGUAAUGGUGGCGCCGCACGCUGCCCCCUCAGCCGUCACCAAACAUGAACACACUAUCAGUGGUGUGACAGCCUUCACGUGAAAAUAAAUACUCCAUUACUUUUUUCAUUAUUUCCUAAGAAACCAAGGACAUGAGAAUUCAUCUCCAGUGCCGCUAAAGCCACCGGGGCGGAGAUUCUGUGGCCGCGAGACUGCAGUCUCCUUGGUUUUGUGAGGCCUGCGUGAAGGCGACUUAAUUUUAUAGUCACUUAGUAAAAUAUUGCACUUUAAGUUCAGCCGCAGAAUCAUAAAAUAGUAUUAUAGGAGUUUUCGUACAAAUGAUUUUUUUAAAUAUAGAAAGCAAGAUUAAUCAGAGACACUUCACUCGUAGACCUGACUCAAGCAGACGACGGUGGACUGAGAGGACUCCCCACGCCACGCCACGCCACGGACUCCUUGUGGAAAAUCAAAUAUUGACGGAAACAUUCUGAAAAUAUGGCAUUGCAGCAACAUUCUAAUACAUUUUUUUCCUUGAGAGUCAUUUUAGUUCAACUUAGCAUUUCUUGUUCCUCUUUGUCUCGAAACUUUCGUCUUUCAGUGGUACGAGUGUGUCUGUCAGCCUUGAUGCUCUGAUUCUGAUGUAUUUUGUCGUAUGAAGAAAAGGCGAAAGUAUUGUAAAUGAGAAAUAACCUUAUACUUUUAAGAUGAUUACGUCAGAGUGUUCGUUAUGUUAUAGAAUAAGUGUUGUUUCACUGCUUUUAGAUAAAUGUUAGCAGAUUUAUUGUUGAUUUGCAUUGUACUGUAAUGAUAAUUGACUUCUUUCUACUACAUAGUCAAUGACACGUUCAAACACUGACGUCUUUACUUCACGCCAUCAGUAAUUGUCAUUAUAGAGAUGCCUGUGAACCUCAAAGUUAAAUAUAUAUGAUUUUUUUUUU